UUCCCGCAGGACAUUUUCCUAUUCAUCACCAGACAGCUGAAAGGUUUGGAGGACACUAAAAGUCCUCAGUUCAACAGAUACUUCUACCUGCUGGAGAACCUUGCCUGGGUCAAAUCUUACAAUAUCUGCUUUGAGCUGGAGGAUUGCAACGAGAUCUUCAUCCAGCUCUUUAAGACCCUCUUUUCUGUCAUAAAUACCAGCCACAACCAGAAGGUACAGAUGCAUAUGUUGGACUUGAUGAGCUCCAUCAUCACAGAGGGAGAUGGUGUAACCCAGGAGCUGCUGGACACUAUCCUCAUCAACCUCAUUCCUGCUCACAAGAAUCUGAACAAGCAGGCCUAUGAUCUCGCUAAGGUACUUCUGAAGAGGACUGUUCAAACCAUCGAAACGUGCAUCGCAAAUUUCUUCAACCAAGUGCUGGUCCUGGGCAAGUCGUCCGUGAGCGAUCUGUCGGAGCACGUCUUUGACCUGAUCCAGGAGCUGUUCGCCACGGACCCCCUCCUCCUGUUGUCCGUCAUGCCUCAGCUGGAGUUCAAGCUUAAGAGCAACGACGGCGAGGAGCGGCUAGCAGUGGUGCGGCUGCUGGCUAAGCUGUUUGGGGCCCGAGACUCCGAGCUGGCCAACCAGAACCGACCACUCUGGCAGUGCUUCCUGGGAAGGUUUAAUGAUAUCCACGUUCCUGUCAGACUGGAGUGCGUGAAGUUUGCCAGUCACUGUUUGAUGAACCACCCUGACUUGGCCAAAGAUCUUACAGAUUACCUGAAGGUCCGGUCACAUGACCCUGAGGAAGCCAUCCGUCAUGAUGUCAUAGUGACUAUCAUCAACGCGGGGAAGAAGGACUUGAACCUAGUGAACGACCAACUGUUGGGAUUCGUACGCGAGCGGACACUGGACAAGAGGUGGCGUGUGCGCAAGGAGGCCAUGAUGGGCCUGGCCCAGCUGUUUAAGAAGUACUGUCUGCACCACGAGGCUGGCAAGGAGAGUGCCCAGAAGAUCAGCUGGAUCAAGGACAAGCUCCUGCACAUCUACUAUCAAAACAGCAUUGAUGACAAGCUUCUGGUAGAGAAGAUCUUUGCACAGUACAUGGUGCCUCACAGCCUGGAGACGGAGGAGAAGAUGAAGUGUCUGUACUACUUGUAUGCCUGCCUGGACCCCAACGCCGUGAAGGCACUGAACGAGAUGUGGAAGUGUCAGAACAUGCUGAGGAGCGUAGUGAGGGAACUGCUGGACCUGCACAAGCUGCCGCUGUCUGAAGCCAACACUGCCGCCAUGUUCGGGAAGCUACUCACCAUAACCAAGAACCUUCCGGAUCCUGGCAAGGCCCAGGACUUCAUGAAGAAGUUCAACCAGGUGCUGGGAGAAGACGAGAAGCUGCGUUCCCUGCUCGAGCAGCUGAUCAGCCCCACCUGCUCCUGCAAGCAGGCCGAGGUCUGCGUGGUGAGUGAAACA
This is a messenger RNA of Paramormyrops kingsleyae, 1449 nucleotides long. The record is from RefSeq and is a predicted model, not a curated record. NCBI's taxonomy places the organism in Eukaryota, Metazoa, Chordata, Actinopteri, Osteoglossiformes, Mormyridae.